This is a messenger RNA of Erpetoichthys calabaricus (reedfish), 2956 nucleotides long. It is a transcript of the gene tmed9, whose product is annotated as transmembrane p24 trafficking protein 9. Gene Ontology annotation, cellular component: endoplasmic reticulum; Golgi apparatus; endoplasmic reticulum-Golgi intermediate compartment. The transcript is spliced from 5 exons. NCBI's taxonomy places the organism in Eukaryota, Metazoa, Chordata, Cladistia, Polypteriformes, Polypteridae. The record is from RefSeq and is a predicted model, not a curated record. Gene Ontology annotation, biological process: Golgi organization; endoplasmic reticulum to Golgi vesicle-mediated transport; intracellular protein transport. Bases 35 to 703 code for a protein of 222 amino acids.
CGCUUGUCUUACCUUUCACUUCCCGGUAGUGAAAAUGGUGGCGUUGAAAAUGCAGCUCCUACUCACAUUUCCUUUGCUAACAGUUAUGUGUAGCUUAUGUUCUGCUCUCUAUUUUCAUAUAGGUGAAACGGAGAAAAAAUGUUUUAUAGAAGAAAUUCCGGAUGAAACCAUGGUUAUAGGGAAUUACCGCACUCAACUCUAUGAUAAGCAAAGAGAAGAGUACUUGCCUGCCACUCCAGGUCUAGGGAUGUUUGUGGAAGUUAAGGAUCCAGAUGAUAAGGUUAUUCUCUCCAGGCAAUAUGGAUCUGAAGGAAGAUUUACCUUUACAUCCCACACACCUGGAGAGCAUCAAAUCUGCCUCCAUUCCAAUUCCUCCAAAUUUGCUCUGUUUGCUGGAGGAAUGCUGAGAGUUCACCUUGAUAUUCAAGUUGGUGAACAUGCUACUGAUUAUGCAGAGAUUGCAGCUAAGGACAAACUGACUGAACUUCAGUUACGAGUCCGGCAGCUAAUUGAGCAGGUGGAACAGAUUCAAAAAGAGCAGAACUACCAAAGGUACCGUGAGGAGCGUUUCAGACAAACAAGUGAAAGUACUAACCAGAGAGUUCUUUGGUGGUCAAUUAUUCAGACCCUCAUUCUUGUUGCAAUUGGUUUCUGGCAAAUGAGACACCUCAAGAGCUUUUUUGAAGCCAAGAAGCUUGUGUAAAUGUGUCCAUAAUUAAAUUAAAUCACUGUAUGCAGUAUGGAGGAGAAGCACAGUCAACAUCAUUUUACAUAUGUCUAAAUCAAAUAGGGCCUGUGUGACCUUUAUUUUGUGAAGAAUUUGUUGGUUAAAGGAUAAUUUGGUCUUCCAGCUGAGCCAGUUGAGAUUAUUUUAAUUUCCACAGCCCAAACUCAAAAAAGAGCCUCAUCCAAAAGUAUGUGUACUUUUGUAUUUUUAUUUUUAUUUUUUUUUUAAAGUAACAAAUUGUACAUUUAUUUUGUCAAUGGUUAGUAAGUUGAUGUGGAAUGAUUAAUGGGUUGCUUUUUGUGUAUUAACCAAUGCCCAACAAACUCUUACCAAUAUAAAGGUUAUUGUUUCUUGCAGUGUGGCAAGAGAACACUUUUUUCUCCCUCACUAAAUGUAUUUGUUGUUAAAAAUGUAGGAAACUUGAAAGGUCAUGGUUGGUCAUUAUUGCAAUGUCUCCAGUUGCAAGGUUCUAGAAACAUGUUUCUUUUUAUGAAAGUACCAGUUCUAAUGAUUAGCAAAGGAUAUGCGCUAGCAAAUGCAGAAGACUUUAACUGAAUGUUUUCAACAUUAAACUACCAUCGGUCACAUCAGCAAAACUGCCCUGGUUAUAUGAAAAAUGACUGUUUACCUGAAAUCUAUCAUUGAGCUAUUAUUUCAUGUUCUUGACCAUAAAAAUACACAAUUCUGUAACCAAUGUGCCUGUUAUAUUUGAAAGAUGUUUAAAGAGUAAUGUGUUUUUUUAAUAUUACAAUUUGUAGUUACUAAGUGGAGAUAAAACAUUACUCUGAACACAAUCUUGCAGUUCUUUUAGUAUUUAUUACCUAUGAUCAUAGCUUUAUAAUUUUUUUCAUAAAGAAAACUUAAAUGCUAAACAAAAAUGUUGUAAGAUAAAAUUAAAGUUCAGAUAGGUGAGCCCAUUUGUUUCCCAUUGUGUAUUGUGCUGCAAGUUACUUUCAGAGAACGGUCAAAUGUCAUCUGUUGUUUUGAGAUCCUAUUUAAAGGAUGUCAGUUUCUGUUGCUUAAUUGUGUUAGCUAAUACACAGCAAUUUUUUUUUUUAGUACAAACUAUGGGUUAAACUACUAUAGUGCAUUUAAAAAGACAUUUCCUAGAAUGGAUCUAGAGGUUUUCAGUGGGAAAUUUAAUUAUUUUGAUGUGUGUGUAUAUAUAUGUAAAAAUUAUUUGAUUUUUCAUCAUAGUGAAUAAUCGGGUUUGCCAUUAAAUUUUCCUGUUCAUAGUUUAAACUGUGAUAAAUAGUACUGUUUUGUUGAGCUAAGCUGCUGGUAAACAACAAUUAAAGUAGUUACUUUUUAUUUUCUUUUAUUUAGCUUAUUUUCCUUCAGCAACAAAUCGGUAUAUACUAAUAUAACUUUCAUACUGUUCAUGACAAGAAUGAUUGUAAAUUUUAGAACCACUUAAACUGAGUGUUUUUAAUUGUCCGGCAUAUUAUUUGAUAUAUUAAUUGACAUCAUUGCUGUAUUGUAUCAUAGAUCACAUCUUGGUAGUCCUUGUUACUGAGUUUGCUAACCCUUUUGACUUUUGAAAAGUGAAAAUCUACAUGUAAAAGAUGCUUUAAAUCUGAAUUUCAGUCACAGCUUUUGAGACAUGUUUCAGAAGUUAAUCAUUAAGUUAAAUCAUUAAUCAUAAGUUAAAAAAAAAAAGUAAAAAUGUAUUAUAAAGAGGAAAGAGUGAAGAUUUUUGUGUUUUACUCAGCUUUUUAUUCUGUGGUAUGUUUGUAUAUGCCAUCAUUUGCAUGACAAUACUGUGCAGCUGAUAAACUGUGUUUGCUGCAUUCAGGGCAGUUAAGUUGCAUAUAUUCUUUAUUGUCUGUUCAGACAUUUACAUUCUUGUUUUUCCUGUUCAGAAUUUACAUUGUAAGAUCAAAGAAAAAAUUCAAAUACCAUACAACAGAGUAUUGCAUUAAAAGUACAUUACAAAAUAUAAAAUGUACAGUAUCUAUUGAAAUUAUUGUUAAAAGUGGUUUAACCUUUUUAGUAUUGUUUUACUGGGAUGUGUACUCUGUUGCUUGUCUCUUGUCAUGCUAUUUUUAUGAAGGGAUAAAAUUAUAUUUCACUAUACGUGGUUGGGGAAGAAAAAAUACAAAGUAAAGGUGGUGUACUCUAGAAAUGAUAUACAGAAAUGGAAAGCUUUUAUCCUGCCUUUGCUCAACUUGUCAUUUUGUUGUUUUGGUUGCACUGAGCUUACCCAGGUUUCUGAGUAAUAUGGGAAAA